AUGGGGAGAAUUGGCGUCCCUGGUGCUCUGAGAGGCACGGGGCGCCAGCCUUCAACAUUCAGGGACUGGUAUGGGGAGCUCUGGCUGGUAGUGACCAACAAGGUGAAAGUUAUGCGAGAUAUCGAAUCCUCACCAAAAGGUGAUGUUCAAGUAGCUGAGGAUGCAAAGAAGUUUGCAACUCGGACUGGAGCUGAAGUUGGUGUGAUGCUCUUUUCACCAGGUGGAAAACCAUGUUCCUAUGGUUCCACAAGCAUAGAAGAAAUAAUUGAAAAAUUUCUCAAAGUGAAACUAGAGGAUCACCAACGUGAAUAUGCUGAGGGCAAAUCAAAUUAUUUUGAGGCAUUGGAAGAUCUCCAUAAAGAAUUGCAAACAUGUAACGAGAAAGAAAAAAAAUGA
This is a messenger RNA of Solanum tuberosum (potato), 396 nucleotides long. Its product is annotated as agamous-like MADS-box protein AGL29. The coding region runs from base 1 to 396 and encodes 131 amino acids. Lineage: Eukaryota; Viridiplantae; Streptophyta; Magnoliopsida; Solanales; Solanaceae. The transcript is spliced from 3 exons. Gene Ontology annotation, molecular function: DNA binding; protein dimerization activity. The record is from RefSeq and is a predicted model, not a curated record.